CUACUAUCUCUUCUUAACACCUUUUGAUUCUCUUAUUUCUCUCUCCCUCAGAACUACUAGUACUAUCUACUCCAGCAUUUUUACUCUAGAAAAAGAGGAAUUAAAAAAAGAAAAGAAAAACAUCCUCUUUUCACUGACAAAAGUUCUUUCAUUCUCUCUCUUUCUUGUUUUGAGUUUUGGGUGAAAAAACUUUGCUCUAUUUGCAAAGGAAAAAUGGCUAUGGUUCAGGCUAAGGCCAAGUGGGUACUUCUUCUCUUACUUUUCCCAAUACUUGCUUUUAACCCUGAAAACCUCUUUUUAUGUUUCAAUGGGUUGUUCUAAACCAUCCUUAAAAGGGACAUUUUUCAACUACCUGUUUCUCUACAGUAAAAUCUCUGUUCCAACACCAAUAAAAAAUAAACAUACUUUCCCAAAACCCCAUUUUCCUUUUUUCAGCCCACAUUCCUCCAAGAAACAACCUUUUUUCCUUCUUUUUUCUCAAGAAUCUCCUAAUUCUUGGUAUCUUUUUUAACAAAGGUGUAAACUUUCAGCAAGUGUGAGGAGUUUUGGGGGGGGGGAAAUGGGGUGUGUUGCAUCCAAGUUAGAACAAGAAGAAGAGGUAGUUUCCAUUUGCAAAGAGAGAAAACAGCAGCUGAAAUUAGCUGUUGAGAGAAGGUAUACUUUAGCUGAUGCACAUUACAAAUACUGUCAAGCAUUGUAUGGAGUUUCAGCAGCACUUAAGCUCUUUGUUGCUCGCCAUUCUACUCCAACUUCACCAUAUCUAAUCACAUUUCCACCACCUUGUCCCUCUUCUCCUCCUAAAGAAAAAGUGGUUUCAAACCCUCUGUUUCUUCAGCAAACACCUUCUGAACCAACUCAAGAAUCCAUUUGUUGUGGGGCAACAUGCAAAUCUACUACAACCCCAUCAGAUUCUUCUGAGGAAGAAGAGAGAGUAGAGAAAGUUGAGACACAACAGCAGCAUCAGCAACAGCAACAGCAGCCAGGUUAUGGCUAUUUUUACAUGGAAAUGCCCCAAAUGGUACAUUCACCACCAACAGAUUUUGGUUGGGAUUUUUUCAACCCUUUUAAUAGUGUAAGACCAGAGAUAAUUAGUGGGUAUCAUAGGAUUUCUGAAGAGGAUAUAAGGGCAGUAAGGGAACAAGAAGGAAUUCCAGAUUUAGAAGAAGAGGAAGAUGAGGCAGAGGAGGAAGAAGAAGGGAAUGGAAAGAAGGAAGUGAAUAAGGUAGUAGCUGCUGCAGAAAAGGAAAAGAUGGAGCAGAGGGAAAAUGGGAGUGAAGUUGUACAGUCAGUGCAUAAUGCUAAUGUAAACCAAGAGGAACAAAAUGAAGGUUUGACAGUUGUGGAUAAUCCAUUACAUGGGAGGGAAUUACUUGAAGCAUUGACUGACAUUGAAGACCAUUUUGUUAAGGCAUAUGAUUCUGGAAAGGAAGUAUCAAGAAUGCUGGAGGCAAAUUGGGUACAUUCACAGCCUAAUUUGGGGGAACCUAAAGAAAAUUCAACAAAAAUCAUCCCAGCUAUUACUUGGAAGUCACCUUCAUCUCGGUCGUCAUCAUGCAAGAGUCUUGUAGCUUCUAGUUCCAAAAGCUCUUCAACAUGGACAGAAUUCAAGAAUGAUUUAUUUGAUGAUUAUGGUGGAAUGGGCUCUGGGAGCCAUUCGUUGACGCUAGGAAGGUUAUAUGCUUGGGAGAAGAAGCUAUAUGAGGAGGUUAAGGCUGGAGAUAGCACUUGGAAACUAUAUGAGAAGAAGUGCGAUCAACUAAGAAAUCAUGAUGCAAGAGGAGAUGAAGGACGGACAACGGACAAAACCAGAGCAGCAGUAAAAGAACUCUACAGCAGGAUCCUAGUUGCAAUCCGAAGUGCUGAGACCAUAUCAACAAGAAUUGAGAAAUUACGAGAUGAAGAACUGCAGCCUCAAAUCAUUGAACUGCUUCAAGGUAUGAUGAGAACCUGGAAGAUCAUGCUGGAAUGCCAUGAGAUCCAGAACAAGAUUAUAUUCGACGUGAAAAGUUUCACCUGUCCUACAUAUGGGAAGUUCUGCAAUGACUCUCACCGGCUUGCCACACUCCAGCUUGAUGUUGAGCUUCAAAAUUGGCGCACACGCUUCCAAGACUACAUUGCUGCCCAGAAGGCUUACGUGGAGGCACUCCAUGGAUGGCUGUCCAAGUUUACAAUCCCUGAAGUUGAAUUCUACUCCAAAAGGAGGAGUUCAACUCCACAGUGUCGAGCUAAUGGUCCUCCACUUCUCAUGAUUUGUCAUGAUUGGUUGUCUGCCAUGAACAAGUUGCCAGAUAGAGCAGUUUCUGUUGCACUAAAAGGCUGCGGAAAGGAUGUAAGAGCUUUGUGGGUUCAGCAGGGAGAGGAACAGCAACAAAAGCGAAAAGUUGACAGCAUGUCCAAAGAAUUAGAUAGGAAAACAUUGGCAUUCCAAAAGGUAGAGAACAAGCUUUAUGAGUUCAAGCUCACAGACAGAAGCUCGGAGCUCGAAGUUGAUCAUAGAGCUGAGUAUUUGAAGGAGAGGAAAGACUUGCUGGACAGCUUCAGGAAAAGGGUGGAUCUAGAGAAGGAAGAACACCAAAAAUGCAUGCAAGAAACUCAGAGGAUCACUCUUAACGGCUUUCAGACUGGGUUUUGCAGAGUUUUUGAGUCUAUAACAGAAUUUUCCAGGGCAGCUCUAAAUAUGUAUAAUGAACUACUAAGCAGCGGUGAGAAAGCUGAGAAAGUCGGUAACCCACCAUCCAUAGAGAGCUCCCAAGCCGGUGAAGAUGUCAAAAGAUGACUUGGGCUGGUUGUAAUUUCCUUAUUUAUAUGCAUAGGUUGAACUGUUAGUUUGUAUAUUAUUGUGGCAUCAAAGCAGCUCGCUGAGAUGUAGCAACUUGUAUUCAUGGUUGAGUUUCUUGAUGGUCAAAGGCAACAAUUUGUUGGACAGU
Molecule: messenger RNA, 2927 nt
Organism: Nicotiana attenuata
Lineage: Eukaryota; Viridiplantae; Streptophyta; Magnoliopsida; Solanales; Solanaceae
Exons: 4
Coding region: 560-2776 (738 amino acids)
Source: RefSeq, a predicted model, not a curated record